This is a messenger RNA of Coffea arabica (coffee), 2475 nucleotides long. Its product is annotated as DEAD-box ATP-dependent RNA helicase 35-like. NCBI's taxonomy places the organism in Eukaryota, Viridiplantae, Streptophyta, Magnoliopsida, Gentianales, Rubiaceae. Gene Ontology annotation, molecular function: ATP binding; zinc ion binding; RNA helicase activity. Gene Ontology annotation, biological process: mRNA splicing, via spliceosome. The record is from RefSeq and is a predicted model, not a curated record.
CUUUGCCUUCCGCCCCUUUUUGGUCGGAAAAAGAUUUACAAAUUCAUUUUCCUUUACUUUCCGCACUUGGGAUGCUCCAAAAUUCGUUCGUUCCAUUUCUUUUCCGUCUCACUUGAAGGUCCCAAACAUAACGUUUCCCUCCCUUUUCUUUUCUUCUCUCUCUCUUUUUUUUUUUUUUCGUUUUCGUAGAAAUCUCACCUUCUUUAAUAAUUUUUCCACUUCUUUCUCAAAGAAUUUUCAGCUCUCCGCACAUAAUUUAUUCAGACGCUACACUUCUUCAAUUGCCUUCCUCUCCCUUGUGGCUGUUAUCUCUUGUAUCAUUCCCCCUUUUUCUCCCUAUUUCCGAAACAGCCCCAAAUUCUAGGUUUUACGUUCAAUUCGCUAUGCCUUUCUGUCUCUCGCUCGUCGCCGACGCCGUUGCUCGCCGCAUCUGUCAAACUCCAUCGCCAUCGCUACAGAGUGAGCUCGCCGCAUCUGGUUACUGACUCCACAGGAGAUAAUGAUGACGGAGGAAGAUGAUGAUUAUGUUGAGUACAUCCCAGUUGCAAAGAGGAGGGCAUUAGAAGUCCAGAAAAUAUUGCAACGGAAAGGUAAAUCUUCUACCCUGGAAGAAGAGGAAGCUGAAAAAUUGAAGCUUGUAGAAGCAAAGCCUAGUUUGCUAGUAAAGGCCUCACAGUUGAAAAAAGAACAACCUGAAAUUAGCCCUACUGAACAAAUGGUACAGCAGGAGAAAGAGAUGAUUGAGCAUCUCUCUGAUCGCAAAACUUUGAUGUCUGUUCGGGAGUUGGCUAAAGGGAUUACUUACACGGAACCAUUGUUUACGGGGUGGAAACCGCCGUUGAAUAUAAGGAGGCUGUCUAAGAAAGUGUGUGAUGCAAUAAGGAAGCAGUGGCAUAUUAUUGUGGAUGGCGAAGAUAUUCCUGCACCAAUUAAGAAUUUUAAGGAUAUGAGAUUUCCUGACCCGAUUUUGAAGAAGCUGAAAGCGAAGGGGAUUGUGCAACCAACCCCUAUUCAGGUUCAAGGUCUUCCUGUUAUAUUAGCAGGAAGGGAUAUGAUAGGCAUAGCAUUUACGGGUUCUGGUAAGACACUGGUGUUUGUUUUGCCACUGAUCAUGGUGGCACUUCAAGAAGAAAUAAUGAUGCCAAUUGCCCCUGGAGAAGGGCCAUUUGGUUUAAUUGUCUGUCCAUCACGAGAACUUGCAAGACAAACUUAUGAAGUUGUGGAGCAGUUUCUUGCACCCAUGAGGGAGUACGGUUAUCCAGAGUUAAGGCCAUUGCUUUGCAUUGGUGGAGUUGACAUGAAGUCUCAGUUGGAGGUUGUGAAGAAAGGAGUUCACAUUGUGGUUGCUACGCCAGGAAGACUCAAAGAUAUGCUUGCAAAGAAGAAAAUGAAUCUUGACAGUUGCAGGUAUUUAACAUUAGAUGAAGCAGAUAGGUUGGUGGAUUUGGGUUUUGAAGAUGACAUAAGAGAAGUCUUUGAUCACUUUAAAGCUCAGCGUCAAACUCUUUUGUUUUCUGCCACAAUGCCCACAAAGAUCCAAAAGUUUGCAAGAAGCGCAUUGGUUAAACCCGUUGUGGUUAAUGUGGGAAGGGCUGGAGCGGCAAACCUUGAUGUGAUUCAAGAGGUGGAGUAUGUUAAGCAAGAGGCAAAGAUUGUUUACCUCCUUGAGUGCUUGCAGAAGACACCUCCUCCUGUUCUGAUAUUCUGUGAGAAUAAAGCUGACGUUGAUGACAUUCACGAAUAUCUUCUGUUAAAGGGCGUUGAAGCAGUUGCAAUUCAUGGAGGAAAAGAUCAAGAAGAGAGAGAGUAUGCUAUCAAGUCCUUUAAAGAAGGCAAGAAAGAUGUGUUGGUUGCCACUGAUGUUGCCUCAAAGGGUUUGGACUUUCCAGAUAUUCAGCACGUGAUUAAUUAUGACAUGCCAGCAGAAAUAGAAAAUUACGUUCACAGGAUUGGUCGUACUGGAAGAUGUGGGAAAACAGGAAUUGCAACGACAUUUAUCAACAAAAAUCAGAGUGAAACUACACUUCUAGAUUUGAAGCAUUUGCUACAGGAGGCAAAACAGAGAAUACCUCCAGUGCUGGCAGAAUUGAAUGAUCCAAUGGAGGAUGUUGAUGCAAUCACAAAUGCUAGUGGAGUCAAAGGCUGUGCUUACUGUGGCGGACUUGGUCAUCGGAUCCGUGAUUGUCCCAAGUUGGAACAUCAAAGGAGCACACAAAUAGCAAGUUCAAGAAGAGACUACUAUGGAUCUGGGGGCUAUCGCGGGGAAAUUUGAGUUUUUUCCUUUGGAUUGUGCCAAUGAGUUUGUAAAUGGAAACUGUUUGAAGGUAGAAUAUAUUUUGUUGUAGUUGUUAACGUAAUGAUGUAUGACAAUUUUCCUUCUCUUUUUUGCGAUUAAUAUUGUGGAAGCCCUAGACAUUGGUGCAUCUUUAUUUCCUUUUCCUUUUAUUGUCAAAUGGUAGAAGACCAUGUUGCAAA